Messenger RNA from Rubroshorea leprosula, 628 nucleotides. NCBI's taxonomy places the organism in Eukaryota, Viridiplantae, Streptophyta, Magnoliopsida, Malvales, Dipterocarpaceae. The record is from the annotation of a GenBank genome assembly.
UUUAACAAACAAAAAAAUUAUACUAAUUUCAAAUUGUAAUACCCCAAAAUUUUGUGAUAUUUUAGCAUUAAGUUAAGGACCUUGGUGAGAGGAAAUAUGGUUUUGGGACUUGAUAGCCAAAAUGUCCAAACUUGAGGGACUUAAAAGUGAAAGACAUUUGGAUAAGGAUCCACUCCUUUUUUUCCUUCUUUCUUCUUCCUCACCGGCACAUCUGCUCUUCUUCUUUCCCGUCCCCUGCAGCUCCCGAAAUUCCCCUCCAAGUCGCCGGCACCAGCCUUUGAGAAACCGGAAAGCUUCCGGAUCUGCCUUGCUCUGCUUCUUCACCGCCGGUUGCUCCUGCCUUGUGGGGGCGAAUUGGCCUGAUUUUCUGAUUGCGUGAAUUCCCCCUGCACUUGCCGCCGGCCUUCCCCAACUGCAGCUCCGGUUUUGCUUGUUAAAUUGUGGAAGUGAAACCGAGGACGGGGAAACCAUGGGAAGUGACGAGUUAAAAGGCUAGCCAUUUUGAGAUUGAUAUAGAUUUUAAAAAUAAAUCAUGAUCUUGUAAACUAGAGUGUAUUUGGAGAUUUUAUGAUAUCAUAACAGAUUUUAAUAUUUUAUUUUCAGAUUUUGUGGUAUUAGAUGUGAAUUG